Messenger RNA from Coffea eugenioides, 642 nucleotides. Its product is annotated as RNA polymerase II transcriptional coactivator KIWI-like. The transcript has 4 exons. Gene Ontology annotation, cellular component: transcription regulator complex; nucleus. The record is from RefSeq and is a predicted model, not a curated record. Gene Ontology annotation, biological process: positive regulation of transcription initiation by RNA polymerase II. Gene Ontology annotation, molecular function: transcription coactivator activity; DNA binding. Lineage: Eukaryota; Viridiplantae; Streptophyta; Magnoliopsida; Gentianales; Rubiaceae. The coding region runs from base 109 to 426 and encodes 105 amino acids.
AAGACCUGCUCCAAUAAGCAUUUUAGAGGGAAAGGAAAUUCACCUCUGCGGCCUGAGCACUUCAAAACGUCAUCGUAUUUUGUCAAUCCGAAGCACCGAAAGAGAGAAAUGUCGAAGCGGGGAAAGAAGAAGGACGAGGACUACGCCUCCGAAGACGAAGAGCCCAAUAAGCGUCCCAAGAAAUCUUCCAAAGCCGACGAUUCCGAUGACGCUGCCGACGACAUUGUCGUCUGCGAGAUAUCGAAGAAUCGGAGGGUUUCUGUGAGGAACUGGCAAGGAAGAGUGGUUGUUGAUAUUCGGGAGUUUUACGUCAAAGAUGGCAAGCAACUCCCUGGCAAAAAAGGGAUAUCAUUGACCAUGGACCAGUGGAAUUUACUUCGUGAGCAUGUGGAUGAAAUUGACAAGGCAGUUGCUGAGAAUAGUUAGAUGGUCAGGCUUGGGAUUGUGUACUUUUGUUAAUAUGAAUCAACUGGAAUUUUGCAUGAAGAAGGGGCUGGAAGGAUGUAACUAGUGAUAACUCUACUUAGACAUGCUAACAUGUUAGCCUUAGUUUAGAGAAUGUAAAAAGAUAAAUCUGAUGCAGCUUUUGAGCUUGUUAUGUCUAUUAUCCAUGCAAUGUCUAUUUUGAGGUCAUUUGCCAAA